Messenger RNA from Elaeis guineensis (African oil palm), 2171 nucleotides. The record is from RefSeq and is a predicted model, not a curated record. Lineage: Eukaryota; Viridiplantae; Streptophyta; Magnoliopsida; Arecales; Arecaceae.
UCAUUGCUCCUAGUUUGAGCUAAUUCUGUGGUGAUUUAUUUGGUCUUAAAUUUAUAUAGGUGCUUGAUUAAGAUCAUCUUGCAAUUACUUCGCAAUUUCCGGAGGGCUAUUUUUCGACAUCUAGAGGAUCUAAUAUGGAUCCAGUUUUGCCAACUUUCUUCGGGAUCAUUUACUACUUGCUUCCAAGCAAUCUUGGUAGCGUAGUUCCAUCACCAUUAUGAGGGCCUUGUUCACUUCAUGCUUGUACAUCGAUUUCUUGGCUGCUGAGUAUAGCUGGCAAUUUAUUCACAUUUAUGGUAAUGAUCUUGAAGAGGCUAGGUGCACUUCUGCAGCAGUGCUCCAAAACCAAGGCUUCCGACCAUGGCGCCACCAUUCAUGCUGUUAUCAUCAAAAUGGGUUUGGGAUCUGACCUCGUUCUCUCGAACCAUCUAAUCAACAUGUAUGCUAAGUGCAACAAUUUUAAGGCUGCACAUAAAGUUUUUGAUGAGAUGCCCAACAGAAACCUUGUUUCAUGGUCGGCUAUAAUUGCUGGCUAUGAUCAGUCUGGCAAACCUUUGAUGGCUUUAGACGUCUUUGCUCGAAUGCGACUCCAGCCCAAUGAAUACAUCUAUGCCAGUGUACUCAGUGCAUGUGCAAGCAUGUUGGCCCUGAACCAGGGCAAACAGGUUCAUGCCCACUCACUUAAGUCUGGAUAUGAUAACAUUUCUUUCGUUUCGAACUCUCUCAUGUCCAUGUACGUAAAAUGCGGUUGCUUUGAUGAUGCCUUCAUCAUCUUUAGCAGUGUCACAGAACCCAAUUCUGUAUCUUAUAAUGCAAUGAUCACAGGUUUUGCGGAGAACUCGCAACUUGACAAAGGUCUGGAGCUGUUCAGACUAAUGAACCGACGAGGUCUGCAUCCAGAUCAGUUCUCUUAUGUGGCUGUGUGUGGAAUUUGCACCAGCUUAGAGGAUUUGGAAACAGGACGAGGACUCCAUUGUCAAACGAUCAAGCUCGGGCUUGACAGUUCAGCAUUUGUUGGCAAUGUUAUUUUGACCAUGUACUCAAGAUGCAGUUCCAUGGAACAGGUGGAAAGAGUCUUCCAGUCAAUCACAGAGAAGGAUGUUAUUACAUGCAAUACAUACAUUGUUGCAUGUUCCCAUUGUGGAGAACAUGCCAAAGGUUUGAUGGUUUAUAGAGAGAUGGAGAUGAUGGAAAAUGCCUUUGGCAUCAGGCCGGAUGACUUCACAUUAGCCAGUGCCCUGGCUGCCUGUGCUGAGCUUGCUUUAAUCCAGUAUGGUCGUCAGAUCCAUGCUCGUCUUAUCAGAACUAGGGUUGAUUUAGAUGUUGGAGUUGGUAAUUCGAUCAUCAACAUGUAUGCCAAGUGCGGUUGCAUUGCAUAUUCUCACAAUGUAUUUCAACGCCUCCUCAAUCGAAAUCUGGUUUCUUGGAACACAAUGAUUGUUGGGCUUGGAAAUCAUGGCUAUGGGAAGAAUGCUGUUGAAAGUUUUGAGCAGAUGAAGACAGCAGGUGCAAAACCGGACUCUGUCACAUUCAUUGGGCUUCUAACAGCUUGCAGUCAUGCAGGAUUAGUAGAUCAAGGUUUAGCUUAUUAUAAUUCCAUGCAAGAAAUUCAUUCUGUAUCUCCCAAAAUUGAGCAUCUGUCUUGUUUGGUUGAUAUGCUGGGUCGAGCUGGGAGAUUAGAAGAGGCUGAAAUGUAUGUUCAAGUUUCUCCUUUUGUAAAUGAUUUGGUCAUUUGGGGUAGCUUGCUUUCUUCAUGUCGGCUUUAUAAAGAUGUCAUUGUUGGGGAAAGGGUAGCAAGAAAGCUGUUGGAGCUUCAACCUAGCACGAGUUCCCCAUAUGUGCUCUUGUCAAGUUUGUAUGCAUCAGAUGGGAGAUGGGAUGGAGUUGCAGAAGCGAGGAGGCUAUUGAAGGGUAGUGGAGUGAAGAAAGAACCGGGUCAUAGCUUAAUUGAAGUAAAGGGCAGUUGCGAAAAGUUUACAGCUGGAGAUUUUUCGCAUGCUAGAAUUGAAGAAAUAAUAGAGACCUUGGAUAAUUUAAAUUUGAAGGCAAAGAAGUUUUAUUUAUAGCUAUUUUUUUCAUUCUUUAAUUUAUCUAUUGUUAGCUUGAUGAAGUAAAGAUGUUGUAUCAGACUUUAUAUUUUGUUACAGUGCAAUCAAACUCCUGACAGAUAU